Molecule: messenger RNA, 2971 nt
Organism: Setaria italica (foxtail millet)
Lineage: Eukaryota; Viridiplantae; Streptophyta; Magnoliopsida; Poales; Poaceae
Product: probable endo-1,3(4)-beta-glucanase ARB_01444
Exons: 3
Coding region: 525-2771 (748 amino acids)
Molecular function (GO): endo-1,3(4)-beta-glucanase activity
Source: RefSeq, a predicted model, not a curated record
CACACGCGUACCUGCCGACCCACCCACCCACCUGCUGCCUGCCUAAUCCUCGCCGGGACAAUCAAUCAGCCAGCCCCAGGGCGAUCGCAGCCGCUCCCAUCAAGGACGUCCCUGAUCUCGGUGAAACAAGGUAGCUGGCCGUUCUUCCCGGCCGGGGCCGGCAGUCUCUUUCGGAUCCGUGUUCAUAGGAUCGGUCGGUCGGACGACACGCUCUCCGCAGUCCGCACACGCGGGCGCCGCACCGCCGGCGAUCCGAUCCCGGCCGUGGCCGAGGAAUAACACGAUCUCCACGAACGCGGACGUGUCGCCUCAGAUCCGUUGGAUUGUCAAGACCACCGCUUUGGCCAAGUCAAAGCUUGGACAAAACUAGCACAAAAAAUCCAAAAAAUACUAGAAAAACCGGGAGAAAACCAGCCAAAAACCAAAGAAAAAUAUAACAAAAACACCAGGAACAAAGAAAACCAGAUCAAGCCCAGCCCAAUCCAGGCCACGACCCGGCAGCAGUAUAUAAGGAACCAAGCGCGAUGCGGAAGUGGACGAAGAAGCUGGGCCACACUCUCUCCCGCCUCAUCACCUCCAAGCCCGCCUUCGCCUUCUCCCGGCCCAGGCCCACCCCUCCCGCUCCUCCCCCUCCGCCCCCCGUCUCCUCGAUCCCGCCGCAGCCGCCGGAGCUCCUCCCCUUCCCCACCUCCGCGAUGCCGCACCACGGCAGCCACCGCCCGCCGCCCCACGCCCCGGGGGGCCACGUGUUCCCGCGCGCCACCUCCACGGUGCUCCCCGACCCAUCCCGCUUCUUCGCGCCGCCGCUCCUCGCCGCGCCGCUCCCCACCAACUCCUUCUUCCAGAACUUCGUGCUCAAGAACGGGGACCAGCCGGAGUACUUCCACCCCUACUCCAUCCGGUCACCCGGCGGGGCGGCGCUGGACGUCUGCUACCCGACGCGGAACCACUCGCCGUCCUUCGUUAUCCAGACCUUCGUCCCCGACCUCACCAUCUCCGACGCCGCCGGGAGCGCGCAGCGCCACCGCAUCUCGGCCUUCGACGACCUCUCCGUGACGCUCGACGUCUCCCCGUCGCUCCGGGCGCACCUCGUCCGUGGCUGCCCCUACGUCACCGUCGUCACCACGGCGGGGCCCGUCGACGUCUCCGUCGCGUCCGUCCACGCCUUCAUCGAGGUGGCCCCCUGCGACGACGACGGCACCAAGUGGCGCCUCCGGAUGAACAGCGGCCAGACGUUCCUCCUGUACGCGUCGGCGCCGAUCCGCCUCGAGCAGGCCGGCACCACGCAGCUCUCGGCGCCCAGGUUCGCCGGCGCCAUCCGGGUCGCCUACCUCCCCGACGCGUCCAUGGAGCCGGUCCUCGACCGCCACAGCGGCUGCUUCCCGACCGCCGGGGACGCCGCGCUGAACCGGGCGUUCUGCGUUGACUACGCCUGGCGCAAGGAGGGGCCCGGCGAGCUGCUGAUGCUCGCGCACCCGCUCCACCUCCGGCUUCUCUCCGACGACUGCGCCGUCCGGGUGCUCGACGACUUCCGGUACCGGAGCAUCGACGGCGACCUGGUGGGCGUGGUCGGCGACGCGUGGUCCCUCCGCGCCGACCCGGUCUCCCCAACGUGGCACUCGACCCGCGGCGUCAGCGAGGACGGCGUGGCAGAGGUGGUCGCCGCGCUCCGCGCCGACGUGGCCGGCCUCGCGUCGACCCCCAUCACCACUACUUCCUCCUACUUCUACGGCAAGGCCAUCGCGCGCGCGGCUCGGCUGGCGCUGAUCGCGGAGGAGGUCGGGUGCCCCGACGUCAUCCCGGCGGUGCAGAGCUUCCUUAAAGCCACCGUGACGCCGUGGCUGGACGGCAGCUUCCAGGGGAACGGCUUCUUCUACGACGCGAAGUGGGGCGGCCUGGUGACGCUGCAGGGUCUCAGGGACUCGGGCGCCGACUUCGGGUUCGGCAUCUUCAACGACCACCACUACCACCUGGGCUACUUCCUGUACGCCAUCGCGGUGCUGGCCAAGACCGACCCCUGCUGGGGCCGCAAGUACAUGCCGCAGGCCUACUCCAUGGUCGCCGACUUCAUGACGCUGUCGCGCAACAGGCCCGGUGGCAGCUUCACCCGGCUCCGGAUGUUCGACCUCUGGAAGCUCCACUCGUGGGCCGGCGGUCUCACCGAGUUCGCCGACGGGCGCAACCAGGAGAGCACCAGCGAGGCCGUGAACGCCUACUACUCCGCGGCACUGGUCGGGCUGAGCUACGGCGACGCGCACCUGGUCUCCGUCGGUGCGACGCUGACGGCGUUCGAGGCGCUGGCGGCGCAGACGUGGUGGCACGUGCGGGCCGGGGAGGGGAUCUACGAGGAGGACUUCGCCGGGAGCAACCGCGUGGUCGGGGUGCUGUGGGCGAACAAGCGCGACAGCGGGCUGUGGUUCGCGCCGCCCGAGUGGAAGGAGUGCCGGCUGGGGAUCCAGCUGCUGCCGCUGCUGCCCGUCAGCGAGGCGCUGUUCCCGGACGCGGCGUUCGUGAGGGACCUGGUGGCGUGGACGCUGCCGGCGCUGGCGCGGGACGGCGUGGGCGAAGGGUGGAAGGGGUUCGUGUACGCGCUGGAGGGGGUUUACGACAGGGAGGGCGCGCUGGCCAAGACCCGGGCGCUCACGGGCCACGACGACGGCAACUCGCUGACGAACCUGCUGUGGUGGCUCCACAGCCGCGGCAGCGUCGUCGCCGGGGACGGGGACGCCGGGUUCGGCAGGUGCUGCUGGUACCGCCAGUACUGCCACUGACCGUUCGUUCCCCGUGGAGGUGGAGCGGUGGCCUGGCCGGCGCGAGUGACCGUUGCUGCUCUGCGUAUCUGCUAGUGGAGCAGGGAGUGUUGAGUUGUUGUCUUGUUGAUACGGUUGAAAAGUCAUGGUGGUGGUGGUUGUUCGUUCGUUGUGGUUAUUACGCACGCAUCAUGAUACUACACACUUCCCUGGCUUAUUUU